This is a messenger RNA of Gracilinanus agilis (Agile Gracile Mouse Opossum), 8240 nucleotides long. RefSeq names its product jumonji domain containing 1C (gene JMJD1C). The record is from RefSeq and is a predicted model, not a curated record. Gene Ontology annotation, molecular function: transcription coregulator activity; histone H3K9 demethylase activity; chromatin DNA binding. NCBI's taxonomy places the organism in Eukaryota, Metazoa, Chordata, Mammalia, Didelphimorphia, Didelphidae. Gene Ontology annotation, biological process: regulation of transcription by RNA polymerase II. Gene Ontology annotation, cellular component: histone deacetylase complex; chromatin.
AAGGAUCAACUGCUUCAGUAGAACUCCUUGUGGAUAAAGAAGUACUACUGAUUUUGUAACUGAAGAUAGUGACUUUCAGCACUAUCAGGUCCAUAUUCUUUAAACAGAUAUAGAGUGGGAGUAUACAGACAACAAAAUUCUGCCACCCAGCCGUUUACUGGUAUAAUUACUCACCAUGACCUCUUCACCCACAACAUGAUUGUUAUGAAUGACCAGGUACUAGAACCACAGAAUGUCGAUCCUUCUAUGGUUCAAAUGACCUUUAUCAAUGAUGUUCACUCUCUAUUGAAAGAAGAAGAUAUUGGCAUCACUUCACGCCGUAGGUCUUGUUCUACUCAAAGUAGCACCGCUGUUCAUGGUCAUUAUACACGUGCUCAAGCAAGUAGUCCAAGGCCAGCUAUGAACUCGCAGGCUGCAGCACCCAAACAGAAUCCACACCAGCAGCAACAGCGAAGCAUUCACCUGAACCAGAGGAAGGGCUCAGAUAGUAGUGUGCCAGAUGAAGAGAAGAUGAAGGAAGAGAAAUGUGAUUAUCUAGGCCGUGGAGAAAAUCUUAAAAGCAAAAACAAACAUUUUCUUAAUAAAAGAAGAAAAAUUGAAGACGAUGAAAAGAAGCUAAAUAUAAAAAGACUACGAACAGACAAUGUAUCAGACUAUUCUGAGUGCAGCGACUCAGAAAAUUCUAAUAAAAGAAUGACAGAGUCAUCUUCUGAGCAGAGUGCCGAAAAUGAGAUGAAGAACAAAAGCACUUCGAAGAUCAAUGGAGACGAAGGAAAGUCACAGCGUAGUGAAGGAGCAGAGGAGCAAGCAACAAAGAGUCAGUCUCCCUGGGCUCAGAUACAAGAAGAUAAGAAACAUGAAGAUGUGGAAAGUCUCAAGUCACCUGCCCUCGAGCCCCAUGGAAAGCCUCUUCUUGGGGCCACAGAAGAAGUUCUGUUUUAUGAUCCAAAUACCAAUGAUUUACAUAUUCAAGAUUGCAAAGCAGAGAAGUCACAUACUCUGGAAUUACUACCAAAGGAGCAAUUUGUGUCGGGACCACCUACACCGAAAUGUGUUAUUGACAUUACAAAUGAAACCAAUUCAGAAAAGGUGGUUCAGGAAAACUCCACAAGGACCUUUGGUUUUCAGACCUUUCAGAAAAUAGAGCCUCAUAGUAGUGACUCAAAGCUUUUGUUUAGCAAUGCAAAAUAUUUAGAAACAAGAAAGCAGGAUACUGAACAGAGCUGGGUUAGUAGCAUUGUCAACAAAGUGGAUUUAGCCUCAUCUGGGGUUCUGAAUCCUUUAUCAAUGAAUGAGCAUCUGAAUGCCGAAAAAGAGAAAAACCCAUUUGCACCCUAUCUCUCUUCAUUAAAUGUUGCUUCUCUAACUGAGGAUAACAAAUUGCAUAAACCAAGUCCGCCCACUGAGGGCCUGAAGUCCAAAUUCAGUUCUUCAGCAGAUGCACCCAAACCAAAAGCUAAUUCCUUACUUGAUGCUGUUCAACCCAAACUCACUCAUUCUCCUGAUUCUGGGAAGUCUAAGACCAGUUACUCAAACAGUAGUCACACCACUGGAGAGAGACGGUUGGCAAAUAAAACAGAGCAUGAUUUACCAAGAUCUAGUUUUCAUCCAGUUCCCACUCGUGUCAGUGCAUUAGAAACUACCAAGAGCCCUCUUAUCAUUGAUAAAAAUGAGCAUUUUACAGUUUACAGAGAUCCUGCGCUUAUUGGGCAAGAGACAGGAACAAAUCACAUUUCACCGUUCUUAAACCAGCACACUUACCCUAUUCAUUCUUCAUCCCAUAGAACUUGCCUCAAUCCAAACUCUCAUCACCCCACUUUAACUGCCACUCCCCAUUUGUUGGCUGGCUCUUCAACCCAAACCCCUUUGCCUCCGAUUAGCAGUCAUCCUCUGAACAGUGCCCCUCACCCCUCUGUUCAUCACCCUCAUUUGCUUCCUACAGUGUUACCUGGAGUGCCUCCAGCCUCCUUACUAGGCGGCCAUCCACGACUAGAGGCUGCUCAUGCCAGCAGCUUGAGCCACUUAGCCCUAGCCCACCAGCAGCAGCAGCAGAUGUUACAGCACCCGUCACCUCACCUUCUGGGACAAGCACACCCUCCUGCUUCCUAUAAUCAGCUCGGACUCUACCCAAUUAUCUGGCAGUAUCCUAACGGGACACAUGCCUACUCAGGACUUGGCCUGCCCUCUUCUAAGUGGGUCCACCCAGAAAAUCCAGUUAAUGCCGAAGCCUCCAUACGGAGGAAUACUCCCAGUCCUUGGUUACAUCAACCCACCCCUGUGACCUCUGCUGAUGGUCUUGGGUUACUGAGUCACAUUCCUGUCAGGCCAUCCAGUGCAGAUCCUCAUCGGCCCCUUAAAAUGACAGCUCAUUCUAGUCCACCGUUGUCCAAAGCGCUAGUAGACCAUCACAAAGAAGAAUUGGAGAGGAAAGCUUUUAUUGAACCCCUCAGGACUGUUGCUUCUACCCCAGCCAAGAAUGAUCUGGAUCGAAUCCCAGCUGGAAAGGACAGUCACUUACACAGACAUUUUGUGGAUCCAAUGAUGAGUCAGUUACAGAGGGCCCCCCAGGAGAGUGGUGAGAGGCUGAGCAAGUACAAAGAGGAGCACCGUAGAGUUCUCCAAGAAAGUCUUGAUGUCGCCCCCUUUACCACAAAGAUGAAGCCCCUUGAGGGGGAGAGGGAAAGUUAUUCCAGAAUGACACCUUUAUCAUCCUCAAGCCCCAAAAGCCACCCCAUUAAACAAGACAAAGAUGUGGACCGCUCUGUGUCAGAACUUUACAAAAUGAAGCACUCGGUGCCUCAGAGUUUACCACAAAGUAACUACUUCACCACCAUCUCCAACAGUGUUGUCAAUGAACCUCCACGAUCAUUUCCAUCCAAAGAAGUCUCUAGUCUAUACGCUGAUAAACAGAGUAACAGCCCUUCAACCGGAGCCAGUCCUCAAACUCUGACUUCAUUUAUUUCAUCCCUUUCAAAGCCCCCACCUUUAAUCAAGCAUCAACCUGAAGGGGAAAGCAUAGGAAGCAAGGUGGCAGAACAGCUUCCUCAACAAAUGCCUUCUCACUCUAUAACUGCUUUUAGAAAUGACUGUAGGAGUCCUACCCAUCUGACAGUUUCUUCAUCAAAUACCAUCCGGAGUAUGCCUGCAUUACACAGAGCACCCGUUUUUCACCCACCAAUUCAUCCCAGUUUGGAUAGAAAGGAAAGCACCUAUAGCAGCCUUUCACCUCCAACCUUAACUCCAGUUCUGCCAGUAAAUGCUGGUGGAAAAGUCCAGGAAUUGCAGAAACCUCCAACUCUUGUUCCCGAGCCAAAAGAUGCUCAGACCACUUACAAGAAUGCCUCUGAGCACAGUUUGUCAGAAAUGUGGAGGUCGAAUAAUGCCCUUGGCAGUGAGAAAGCCAACUGGCCUGUGGAGAGAGGCAGCGGAAAGUCCCCGGCCGCCACAGCUUCUGUCAUCGUACGUCCCCCUUCGAGUGUCAAGUUUGAGAGUGUGCCGGCAGUGCAGACGGCUCCCAGGGAUCGAGGGACGGAGAGAUCGUCUACUGGGACAAGUUCAACAGAUGGCUGGAAACCAGCCGAAGCCAGAGAGCCCGGGAGAGUCAUUCUUCCCAAUUCUAACUCGGCUGCUCCUCACAGCCAGUAUGAAAAGAACUUGGAGGCUGUCUCCCAGGGCAGCGUGCCCAGCUCCAUCAUCAUGCCUGCAGCCACCAGUCUGAUGUGCAGCACCAAAACGGACGUGACCUCAGCUGCUGCCACCACGACCAGUGCCUCCAGCUGGGGGGGGUCCGAAGUAACAUAUUCCCUAUCAAGUACAGUUCUGACCGCCACGACUUUACAGUGUAUUUCCCCAAGGAGCGUUGGCCAGCCAUCGACCCACACCCAGGAGUGCAAAGUUAGCACCACAGCCCCGAGUACCACAGCCAGUAGCAAGACAAGCAGAGUAGCCCAGCCCAGCUCUGGCUUCUCCAACACGGCUGACUUUAUCCACUUAAAAAAACAUAAAGCUGCACUGGCUGCAGCUCAAUUUAAAAGUGGGAAUGCUAGUGAAGCUGAGCCCAAUACUGGGAGAAGCCAGGCAUGCUCUGCUCCCAUUCCCCUUGAGAGUACUGCCACCUGCAGUACACCCAACAAGGCCCACACUGCAGGCAGUGGGCAGAACUCCCAGACAAGUCAGCCUAAUUACCACACAAAGCUGAAAAAGGCCUGGCUCACUAGACACUCGGAGGAAGAUAAAAACACUAACAAGAUGGAAAAUUCAGGGAGCACUGUGUCAGAGAUCAUUAAGCCAUGUUCAGUUAAUUUGAUAGCCUCCACAUCGAGUGAGAUCCACAACAGUGUGGAGGGCAAGGGCCUAGGAGAUAAGCCUGCAAAAGAUGACAGAGCCAGCAGGAGGAAGGCGAAAAGGGCUUAUGAGUCUGGCUCUGAGAGUGGAGGAGACUCGGAUGGAAGUGAGAGCAAGGCUGAACAGAGGACCAAACGCCAGCCCAAACCAACAUACAAAAAGAAGCAAAACGACUUGCAGAAGAGAAAGGGUGAGCUUGAAGAAGAAGCAAAACCCAAUGGAGUUCUUAGCAGGAGUUCCCGAGAGAAGAGCAAACUUAAGCUGCCAAGCAGCAGCAACACUGGCAUUCCUCGUUCAGUAUUAAAAGACUGGCGUAAAGUGAAAAAGUUGAAACAGACCGGGGAGUCCUUUUUACAGGAUGACUCCUGCUGUGAGAUAGGGCCCAAUUUGCAGAAGUGCAGAGAAUGCAGACUUAUUCGAAAUAAAAAAGGGGAAGAACCAACUCACUCACCAGUGUUUUGUAGAUUUUACUACUUCCGACGAUUGUCUUUCAGUAAAAAUGGAGUGGUUAGAAUAGAUGGUUUCUCUUCUCCUGACCAGUAUGAUGAUGAAGCUCUGAGUUUAUGGACACAUGAAAAUUACGAUGAUGAUGAACUAGACUUAGAGACUUCUAAAUAUAUCUUGAAUAUUAUUGGUGAUAAGUUUUGUCAGUUAGUAACAUCAGAGAAAACAGCUUUGUCCUGGGUGAAAAAGGAUGCCAAAAUCGCCUGGAAGAGAGCAGUGAGAGGUGUCCGUGAGAUGUGUGACGCAUGUGAAGCCACACUGUUUAAUAUCCACUGGGUCUGCCAGAAAUGUGGGUUUGUGGUCUGCUUAGACUGCUAUAAAGCAAAGGAAAGGAAAAGCUCAAGAGAUAAAGAGCUCUAUGCUUGGAUGAAAUGUGUCAAGGGACAACCUCAUGAUCACAAACACUUGAUGCCAACUCAAAUCAUACCAGGCUCUGUUUUGACAGAUCUUCUAGAUGCAAUGCACAAUCUUAGAGAAAAAUUCGACAUUGAAUCUCAUUGUCAUUGUACUAACAAACAAAGCAUACAAGUUGGGAAAAUUCCUGCAAUGAAUGGAGUGUCUCAAGUUUUGCAGAAUGUUCUUAAUCACAGUAAUAAAAUUUCUCUGUGCAUGCCUGAGUCUCAGCAACAGAAUUCCCCUCAAAAGUCUGAGACUAAUGGUAAUACCAGCCCAGGGAGUGAUGUAAGCACAGACAGCAAGCUAACUCCUCCAGAAUCCCAGUCCCCACUACACUGGCUAGCAGAUCUUGCUGAACAAAAAGCCAGAGAAGAAAAGAAAGAAAACAAAGACUGUCCUCUUGGAAAACACAUGAAAGAAGAAAGAGAUCAUGAUGCCACCGAUUCUCCAAAUGGCAAAACUUCACCUGCAGUGUCCCAGAAUAACGAACAAGGAUCCACCUUACGGGACUUGCUGACCACCACAGCAGGCAAACUGCGUCUGGGCUCUACAGACGCAGGCAUCGCUUUUGCUCCAGUUUAUUCUACAGGAGCCCCAAGUGGCAAAAGUGGAAGGACUGUGCCGAACAUCCUUGAUGACAUCAUUGCUUCAGUUGUAGAAAACAAGAUUCCACCAAAUAAAACCUCAAAGAUAGAGAAGGAGGAGGAAAAGGAGGAGGAGGAGGUGAAGGUGAAGACUGUCCUGGAUGAAGGUGAUCAUUUGUCUGAGAAUGUGCCCCACUCAUGGAUGUGCGAGAAACAUGUCUUAUGGUUGCAAGAUCACAAGAAUAAUGACAACUGGAAGCUUUUCAAACAGUGCUGGAAACAAGGACAGCCAGUAGUGGUUUCUGGCGUGCACAAGAAAAUGAACAUCAGCUUGUGGAAAGCAGAGUCAAUUAGUCUUGACUUUGGAGACCACCAAGCAGAUCUCCUGAACUGCAAAGACAGCAUAAUUUCAAAUGCCAACGUUAAAGAAUUCUGGGAUGGUUUUGAAGAUAUUUCAAAACGGCAAAAAAUUAAAAGUGGAGAAACGGUUGUUUUAAAAUUGAAAGACUGCCCUUCAGGAGAAGACUUCAAAACUAUGAUGCCAGCAAGAUAUGAAGAUCUGUUUAAAAGCCUGCCACUGCCAGAAUACUGUAAUCCUGAAGGAAAAUUUAAUUUGGCCUCCCAUUUGCCGGGGUUUUUUGUUCGUCCAGAUCUAGGACCUAGGCUGUGUAGUGCAUAUGGUGUGGCUGCUGCUAAGGAUCAUGAUAUAGGAACAACAAAUCUCCAUAUCGAAGUUUCUGAUGUUGUUAACAUUCUAGUUUAUGUUGGCAUAGCCAAAGGAAAUGGAGUCCUCUCAAAAUCAGGAAUACUCAAGAAAUUCGAGGAAGAAGACCUGGAUGAUCUUUUGAGGAGAAGGCUGAAGGACUCAACGGAAACUCCCGGUGCUCUGUGGCACAUCUACGCAGGCAAGGAUGCAGACAAGAUAAGGGAGUUUCUUCAGAAGAUUGCAAAAGAACAAGGCCUUGAAGUUCUACCAGAGCAUGACCCAAUCCGUGACCAGAGUUGGUAUGUGAACAAAAAACUCCGCCAAAGACUGCUUGAAGAAUAUGGAGUUAAAACAUGCACUGUUGUCCAGUUUCUUGGUGAUGCGAUUAUCUUACCAGCUGGUGCACUUCAUCAGGUGCAGAAUUUCCACAGCUGCAUUCAGGUGACUGAAGACUUUGUGUCUCCGGAACAUCUUGUACAAUCAUUUCACUUAACCCAGGAACUGAGGCUGCUGAAGGAAGAAAUCAACUAUGAUGAUAAACUGCAGGUCAAAAAUAUCUUGUACCAUGCAGUCAAGGAAAUGGUGAGAGCUUUGAAGAUCCGUGAAGACGAAAUGGAGGAUCUAGAGGAGAACUGAGUGCCCUUCGAUUGGAUUGGGGCUCCUCAGCCCCACGUGAAGAUCCGUCCGCACAUUGACCAGCAGGGCCAAGGAAAGCCAUUUGGAAUGUUUGCUGGUGACUGGUGCCACAGCAGUACAGGUCCACGGGUCACAGUUACUGUGAUUUAAUGUUAGUUAUAAAGACAAAGGCAGCCCUCUGCUGCCAUCUCUGUAUUAUAGUGUACAUGGAGUUUGUGAAAAUGUCAGAUUUAAAAUGAUGUAUUUAUUUUUGGAAAAAAAAAAAACAAAAUUCUAUGCUAUAUUGUUGAUCAGAUGUAAAUGUGAUCUUGUACAGUUUGCUAAAAUAACUGAUAUUUUUCACUACAUUGAGACAGUUACUGUGAGAGUAGUACACAAACACCAGCUAUUGCCUGCAUUUGGGAAAUUGCUGAAUCGCACAGCGGUCAUGUCAUAAUCUGAAAUUUACUGCCAAAUAAAUGUAAAGUUUGUAAAAUACAAAGUAUAUAAAGUAGAUAUUAAAGACAGACACUUCAAUACUUUAUUGAAGCUAUUCAGUGUACAAUUAAACAUUUUCAAAAGGUGUAAUUUAUUUAAAAUUGUCUCAUUUUGGUAAAAUUUAUGUGGAACUUUUAAAGCUUAAUAUUAAACUUAAUAUGCUAUGUAAAUAUAUACAUAUAUACAUUCAAUGAUGUAUUUUUUUAAAACAUUGGCUUGCUUUAUUUGUUAAAAAAAAGUGCAAGUGUUACACAUGGCUUUGUACAUUGAAGUUGAAAGGGGUUUUACAUUUUCCAUUAAAAUGACUUUAUCAAAUGUUGGCUUGCUGUCUGUUUCUCCAGUCUGUGCCCCGGAUGGCGGAAGGGGCUUUCUUGAGACUGGGCUCUGCUUUCAUUUCCAUAGCUUUGCCCUCUCCGGUUUUCUUGUGAACCUUCAGACAGUCUUGGAGCCAGACUAGUCGCCCAUUUGCAUAGAACCACAUGACGAAGAAUAUGGUUCGUUUUGCCCUUUUUUUUUAAUCUAUAGGAAAACUUUAAUUGGCAAGGGAGUCAUUUCUAAAACAUUCAUAUGUGAGAAUAAAAUGGAAUCUGAAA